This is a messenger RNA of Podarcis lilfordi (Lilford's wall lizard), 10283 nucleotides long. NCBI's taxonomy places the organism in Eukaryota, Metazoa, Chordata, Lepidosauria, Squamata, Lacertidae. The record is from the annotation of a GenBank genome assembly.
GUUUCUUACGGGAUUUCGUCACAGGUCUCGCGGUAUCUGGAUAGGACUCCUCUUAAUUCGCCCCCCUCAGAAGAUUCAAGGAUGGCGGCUUCGGCAGUUUUGUACACUGGCAGGCAGCUGUGGAGGCCCGCCUUGUUGGCGUCCCGCUCGGUAAGUCGACGGUUUCGACUGCGGUUGUGAACAUUGACCUUGUCCGGAGGUGAAGAGAAACCGGCGCCGCUACCUUAGUUUCCUCUCAGGGGAGUGGGUGGGCGGGCUGGGGCAACCGUUGCCAUGUUUCCGAUUGGUUAAGAAGGCAGCCGGUGGGUGGGACAAAAGGAGAAUGAUGCUUUCGCAUUGGCUGGCCUCUUAUGGAAAGGUUUUUUAUUUGGCGCUUCCUUUGGGACUCGUUGCGUAGCAGAUAAUUUUGAUUGGGCUAUAGAUAUGAGACUAGGAGAGAAGAAUUAAAGGGCUAAAAGCACAACCAAGGAAAUUAAAGGAAAGGAAACAGCCCCGUUUGCACGAGAUGAUGAUGAUGAUGAUGAUUAGUAACCUCUAUAGUAAUGAGUCUGGAAUAACUGCCACCCAUUGCUUUCAUACAGACUUAUUUAUUAAUUGCAUUUAUCUCCCACCUUUCAUCCAGGGAGCUCAAGGUGGUUCACACUUUUCCUGUUGCUCCCCAUUUAUCCUCACAACAGCAACCCUGUGAGAGGUUUGCCCACAGUCACCCAGUGAGCUUCAUGGCUGAAUGUGGAUUUGAACCCUUCAUUAGCAAUAAAUAUUUGAUCAUAUUUGAUGGGACAGUUGAGCAAGAACGCUUUGACAGAUCAAAUAUCCAUCUUUAGCUUCUGGCAAAGGGGAGUAAAUGAAAGAUCUCACUCAAACCUGGAAUUUCACAAGAGUCAGGCAGGACACCUAGUGUUUCAUUCCUGUCUUGUAAGAAUCCUUUAUUUCUGGAUUCCCCAAAUCACCUUCCUUAGCCUAUCCUGUUUUUCUCUCUCCCUCACAGGUGCAGGCUCUAACAGAUGGCAGUCGCAGGAAUGUGGCCUCGGUUUGUAUUGCUUGUGCUUGCUAUCCUUUGUCACAGAGAGAUGUUAGGGGAGGCACUCUUGUGUUCUUUUGUUUCCCCCACAAAUUCACUGACAGCUGUCUAUGGACAGAAGGGGGAUGUAAAUGGUCCUAAUGUGACGUCUGUUUCUAAUCUCUUUACUGAUUGGGCACCCGAGGAGUUGGGAUCAAAUCUGGUAUGCAAACAAAAUGUUGCAAUCUAGGACAGUUUCAUCUCUUGGAGGAAGAUGUUCUAAUGGGCUCUGCCAUAUUGACCUGCCUUUUCCAUGUCUUCUCUCUGUUCAGUUGGAGUAAUAAUACUGACUUAUUAACUGUGUAGGGAAAUUACAAGGUACUAACAGCCUUGUACCUUUUAAAAUCAAUGGUUAAAAUCAGUACAGUUUUCAAAGGUUCAGUCUAUUAUCAUGAUUCAAAAUGGCAUCCAAUUUUAUCACAACAUAGAUGGAAACCUGCUCCUUGAUUCACAAACUGUUGUGCAAAAUUUGGUUAUGAUCUCUUAAAGAGGUAUCCAAAUGCAUAGCAAGCAACUAACUUUCCAAAUACAUGGAAAAAUUAAAAAGAUCAGUGGAUAACAUUUCAGAGGCACCAGAUUUACUUUCUGGACCCUUGGAAGUUUGGUCUUGUAGACCUUAAGACCCACUGGUGAGAGCCAGUGUGGUGUAGUGGUUAAGAGCGGUAGUCUCCUAAUCUGGGGAACCGGGUUCGCGUCUCCGCUCCUCCACAUGCAGCUGCUGGGUGACCUUGGGCCAGUCACACUUCUUUGAAGUCUCUCAGCCCCACUCACCUCACAGAGUGUUUGUUGUGGGGGAGGAAGGGAAAGGAGAAUGUUAGCCGCUUUGAGACUCCUUAAAGGGAGUGAAAGGCGGGAUAUCAAAUCCAAACUCUUCUUCUUCUUCUUCUUAAUACAUUCUGGCUUCCCUGUUCACUACAGCUGGUGUCCGUGAGGGUUAGAAUCCUGGUAAUAUUUGUUUAAAAAUGAAAAUUGGGAGUCCCAGAAAUCUUUGACUAUUGCAGUACACAGAGGAAGUUACGCUCUGUAAAUCACAGUACUGUAAUGGCUCUAAGGACAUAAGAGAUUGUAAUUCACUCUGCUGGUUAAAAUGCUCGAUGAAGGAUCUUGGGAAAUGUAUGGUUAACAAUAUAUUUUUCUUUACACUGCUGCCUGUGAAACUCUUGUUCCUUUUUUUCUUUCCCAUCUUUCCAAUAUCUGUUCCUGAUACAUUGCCUACAGCAACAGACUAUUGUAAGUAGUUUUCCUACCAUUUCAAUUUUAAACUUGGAGUUACAGCCAAUGGGUUUAAGUCUCCUAUUCCAAUUAUCAAGUAUUCAUCAGGCUGCAAAUGUCCCAAGCUGGAUGGUAACUGGCAAAGGGUGGCUGCUAAGACUGACACUACUGAGCUAGAAUAUAUGGACCAUUAGUCCUAAGUUGUUCUUUAGCCUCCUCUCCCAAGUUGGAAAUAGUGGGCUUAAACCUUUUUUCAAUUUGGUUUUGGAAACACUGUCUCCUGAAUGGGGUUUGAUAAGGGUUGGGAAUACUGGUGUCUAUAUUUACCACUGGAAACCAAAGGUUAGAGUGGCUAAAAUUCAAGGCAAUUGAGAAUAUCAUGACAAUCCUUAGUGCUGGUUGACUGUAGUGUAGCAAGCUAAAAGAAUGAGGUGAGAAUGGGGUGGUCUGCUGGUUAGAAUAGAGCAGCCGGUGUUACCUGGCUGGGAUCUAGGACUCUCAGGGUUUCAUUCUUCACUUUGAACAAAGAAUCUAUACCCUUGUUGUUUUUAAGCUCUCCUGAUCAUCAGAAGCUUGUCAGGGGUUCCUCAUUGGGAAGGAAGAUCCAUAAGGGUGAACCAGCUUGUUUGCCUUCCAUGCUUUGUGUAGGCAUAGGGAAGUGCUGAGCAUGUUCUAGGAUGCUCCCCCUAGUUAGCAAGGGGUGACAGUGAAGCCCAGUAGGCCUGACCAAGCACUCCAUGCAAACUGAGUGGGUGACUUAGAAAAUGCCCCAGAACCCUCUGCAGUGUGGGUGGGGGCAUUUCAUGGCAGACUCUGCAUGUCAGUGUGGAAAGGGUUCUUUGGAGGCUUGUCUGAAAGGCAUUGGCCUAGAUGAGCAUGGCAGGGAUGUGUAGUGACUGAGAACAAAGGCCUCCUAAGAUUCCUGGGCAGGGGUGUGGCCUAGCCAAAAGGAUUACGAUUUGCAAGAUUUUGUUCUAAACUGCCUAAACCUGCACCUCUUUCUCCACAGCCUCCACCAGCCAAAUAUGGGGGACGCCAUACUGUGACAAUGAUUCCUGGAGAUGGGAUUGGGCCGGAGCUUAUGCUUCAUGUCAAGGAGGUGUUCAGGUACAAAUUUCCUCUCUGUGUGCCUCUCCAGAGCUGUGCAUAAGACCCAGAAGGCCUGCUUGUGUGCACUGACCUGUCCUGCUAACUAAUAGACACUUUUUGCCUCUCAAAGCCAUGGCUGGAAUUCACCUUGACUGCCCCACCCUUCUCUUCUCUCUACCCCAGGCAUGCCACUGUGCCUGUGGACUUUGAGGAAGUUCUGGUCAGCUCAGAGGGAUCUGAAGAGGACAUGCAGAAUGCUCUCAUGGCCAUCCGGCGCAACCGUGUAGCCCUCAAAGGUGAUCCUUUGCUUUUCACAGCAUGCAGAAUUGUGCCAAGUUCUGCAUAAAGUGAAGUCGAAAGGAGGAGAAAGGGGUGUCCUGUGUAUCUUUUCAGGGGUCGGUUGGAAAGGGCAGAUUUGUUUUACUGGGCUGCAUGGGCUUAGUAAAGGCCAGUAUCCAUUUAUUUUCCAAAGCCACAUUUUGGAUUCAUCUGGUCCCCUUUCCUUCUUCCCUUCUUCCCUCUUCAGUCCAAAACGAGCUUAUUCUAGGUUUUGCCUUAACAGUAUUUGAAGAUGCUUAUUUUUUUAUUACAUUUAUAUACCAUCUCUGUCUUCCAAGGAGCUCAAGAUGGUGUGCAUGGUUCUCCUCCUCCCCAUUUCAUCCUCACAACAACCCUGUGAGGUAGGUUAGGCUAAGAGCUGGUGACUGGCCCAAGGUUACCCAGUGAGCUUCAUUGCUGAGUGAGGAGUUGAACCCUGAUCUCUUAGGUCAUAGUCCAAUACUCUGCUGCAUUUAAACCUAUAUCUAAUAUUUCAUCCUUGUGAUAGCUCUGGAAAACUGGUGCUGCUUAUUCCCAUUUUGUUUUGUUUUUUUUUAAAUAAUUUUUUAUUAAGAUUUUAAAUAAAGAAAAAAGAAAAACAACACAGACAAAAAAAAACAAUACAAAAUUUAACAAUAAAAAGACAAAGCAUAACAAUUAAAAACAAACUCUCUUUUCCGUUCCCAAUUUUAUAUUACUUAUUUUCUAGACUUCCUCAUACCUCCCUCUUUUGUAUUCCUGUGCUUAUUCCCAUUUUGUGGAUGGAGGAACUGAAACUAACAGCCUCUCAGUACAUGUUUGACUGCUGUGGAAUCUGAAUCCAGAUUUCCCAGGCUUGAUAUUUUAUCCACGUUUGUUUCUAACCCAUCAGGAAAGAGGACAAUUUAUAUAGCUGCAAUUUUCAGAUUGCCCCAUAUUAGUGUGUUAUGUUUACUAAGGCCAGGGAGUGAAUCCUCUUAUUAACUGUUCUCUUUUCCUGGCUUUAUAGGAAAUAUCGAGACGAACCAUAACUUACCACCUUCUCACAAGUCCCGGAACAACAUAAUGCGGUGAGUUGAGAGAGAGGCUUAGCCCAGUUGCCAAGCAGAGCCCUAAGAGUUGGGAGUGUGGUUUAGUCCAUAUACAACCAUUCAUUUCCAUUUUCUACCCCUGUCUAGAGGCUUAAAAAAAAAUAGUGGAAGUGGAAGGAAGUAUGUAAAUAAGGCCAGUAGUUUUAAUUUCUGUAUUGCUUACCAUAGUGAUGCCACAAGUCACAGAACUGAUGUGUUACUCUAGUAUGCUACCCACACUUUAUAUGCCGCUCUGCCCUCUGUUCCUUGGUGUGGUUUUGCUUCUGGUCUGCUGAGCAGGGAAGCACAUUGGAAAAGCAAGCGGCAGCAUUCUUGCUGGUUGGGUGUGACCCUGCAUCACAGCCAGAUCCAUCAGCCCUCCUGCUCCCAUCCAGGUGUGCCACAGAAUCUCAUUUCCAAUGAUGUGGGUUGGUCAUCAUCCAUAGCAUAUGAGGUUCAUCUCUCCUAGCAACACGAUACUCUUGUUAAGGCAAUUGGCGAAACUAGGGAGAAGGUGGAUCUGGGGCAAAAGGAACAAUUGUGCUUUCUGAAGUACACAGAAUCACAACAGUUGUUAUUCUGAGUAGAAUCUGUGCCGUGUGACCUUUUCCUUUCCCUCUCUGAUUCCACAGCACAAAUCUGGAUCUGUUUGCUAAUGUGAUUCACUGCAAGAGCCUUCGAGGAGUGGCAACCAGGCACCAUGACAUUGACAUACUCAUAGUCCGAGAGAACACGGAGGGAGAAUACAGCAGCCUGGAGCACGAGGUGCUAAUUAGCAGAGGCAACCACUUUUGCCCUCUUUAUUUCUCCCCAAAUCCCACUCCCUCCUCAACCCUAUUUGCAUUGGGGCAGUGCUGUUUCCUCUCCAGGUGGGCUUUUUCCCUUUCCUUUCCUUUCCUUCCCUUUCCUUCUAGAGAAUACUCUCUGCUUGUGGCACAUCAUGAUCAGGAUUGAGUGGUGAUGGGAUAGUCCUGCUAUAUGUCAAGUGACCUUUUAGUGAGGUGUCAAAGACUGUAUGAUGGUGGCCAGCAACUGACAGUCCAGGGGUUCAGUCUGGCUCUCAUCCUUCCAUUCCAGGGAUUCCUUCCUGUGAUUACGUACUUCCAAAUGGUUCCUCCUGAGAAAAACCAAGAUGUUGGCAAGUGGCUUUUUUCAGUCACAGGGACUGGCUCUGCAAAAGCUCCUCCAUACUAGCAUAUUCACUCACUCACUCACAGACAUUUGCUUUGGCUCGUAUGGGUGUGAAAAAACAGGCGAAGCCUGCAGCUCUUGCUCAGUUAAAUAGAUGGCCUCUAACCAGGGUUCUAUGAUACAUCAUAGGGGAAAACCACAAGCAGAAAGUUGGUUUCCUAAAACUGGCAAUCCCUCCAAGGAUUGCAGUAAUCUUUCCAAGUAGGACAUCAUUUCCCACCCAGUCCCAACUGAGCUAGAGGUAGAAACUAGGAGCUUUGAUUUUGCCUGUUCUGCCCCUUCCCCCUCCAGAGCGUCUCUGGUGUAGUGGAGAGCCUGAAGAUCAUCACAAAGACCAAGUCGCUGCGCAUCGCAGAAUACGCCUUCAAGCUGGCGCAUGAAGCUGGGCGCAAGAAGGUGACCGCCGUCCACAAGGCAAACAUCAUGUACGUUAGGGGACAUGUAGGCCUUUCUUCAGCGUACAUGUAUGGGAGCAGGAAUGGGUGUAGCUGGGGGGGGGGUUCUGGCUCAGUGGUGUAAAGUGUGCCACAACUUGUGCCCAGUAGGAGAUGCCUUAAUUCUUAUUUAUGCACCCUGCAAAUCAGGCCAUUGUGCUGUGAAAUUGUAUUCCUAGGCUGCCAAGUCAGGGAUCAGGUUUCUGUUCUGUGUGGAAGAGGUAGGCUGUACAGGCCUGACUGUACGCUAGCAUCAGAGACCUUUCUGCUCUUGUUCAGGAAUACCACAACCAUUUGCUGCCUCUACAGUUUGUGGUGUCUUUGCUGCAGCUCUGGCUGAUAUUUCCCCUCUUUUUCUCCCAUAUUAGGAAGCUGGGUGAUGGCCUUUUCCUGCAGUGUUGCAAAGAGGUGGCAGCUGGCUUCCCAAACAUCACAUUUGAGAGCAUGAUUGUCGACAACACUACUAUGCAGGUACUUGGAUGUUCUAGUUUUAUGUCUAGCUGCCAUUUCAAACACAGGACACCUGAGUCUUCUUUGUAGACAGCUCAAAUCUUUGUGUUCUUCAUUCUCUUUGGCAGUGCUGUUCAGGGAUUCCCACCGUAAGUCCCUUUCAGAUUGCCACCUUAGUCCAUUUACAUGGAUUAAACAUGCACAGGAGUCAGUCCCAGCAUUUUGUGCCCACAAGCAUAACUGGGUUUUUUUUGAAAAAUAAAUAGAAUCACGAGAACUGGAAAUGUCAAGUUUUGUAAUAGUCAAAGCAAUUGUUAUAAAGGAAACGGAAGACAUUUCUCAGGAUUUACUUUGGAGGGAAAACAAGUUGGCUAAUAAUGUAACUUUCUGUUUAGAAUAUGUGACUUUUGCAGAUCAUUCAGAGAAAUUGUUUAAAUUAGGAGUGCUUUUAUGAAAGCUUCCAGGAAGAUCUGAAACUACAUCACUGUUGGGAUGGGUGGGGAGAGGAGGGGACAUGAAUCACUACUCUCACCUUUACGCUCACUGCUGUCUCUGAUUUUCCUAGCUGGUGUCCCGUCCACAGCAGUUUGAUGUCAUGGUUAUGCCUAACCUCUACGGCAACAUUGUCAACAACGUCUGUGCUGGACUGGUUGGGGGCCCGGGCCUGGUGCCAGGUGCCAAUUACGGGCGUGAUUAUGCAGUUUUUGAAACGGUGAGUUUUUGAGAGGGUGGUAGAUGUCAGGCUCCGGUAAAGUGGGGUUGAGAUGAAGAAACACCGAGGGCAGGAAUGCUACUUGACUGAGUGAGAAAGGGCUCCUAAGGCAGAGGCUCUGGCUUCCAGAUGGGCCUGAGCACCAGGAUCUCUCCAGUAAGCAUUGCCUGGAAGAAAACUGAGGGAGAUGGAAGAGAGCUGAACACACCAGCAAAAAAACAGGCCACUUGUAUCUUUGCCUCUCCAUUAUUCUAUGUUGGUUUCUUUCAUUUUGGAAACCCUCUUGCUCCCUCAGACAAUAUAGCCUGCUCUCUCAAUGCCUUAUCUCUCUUUUCUCUCUCUUCAGGCCACACGCAAUACUGGCAAGAGCAUUGCUGGCAAGAACAUUGCCAACCCCACAGCCAUGCUGCUUGCCAGCUGCAUGAUGCUGGACCACCUCAAGUACGUGCGCAUACCCCUUUCCCUUUCUCAGCUGCUGCCGCCACUGCCUAAUCAAACUGCUGCAAUUGUUUCCCCAUUUCCCAACUAUGAGAGCCAAUGUGGCAUAGUGGGUUAGCCUCUAAGAUGGGGGUGUGGAACCUUUGGCCCUCCAGAUGCUGCCAUCAUCAUCCCUGACAGUGCUUGCAAUGGCUGAUGGGAGUUGUAGUUCAGCAACAUCUGUGGGGAACAAAGAUUCCCUUCACCUGCUCUAGGCAUUCCCAAGUUCAAAUAUCUACUCAGCCACUAAAUUAUUGGGUGACACUAGGUGGAGAGAUGUAUCUAAAAUGUGGGAGCUACUGCACACUUACCUGAUCGUCUUGGGGAAAGCGUGAGACAAAAAUGAAAUGUUUGUCUCAGUGGCAGAUUCUUCCAUCAUAAUAGGGGAGGGUGGGGGAAGAGAGACUGCAUUUGUGCUGCUGUUUCUCACCACUUCACUCUGUUGUUCAUUGCAGACUGCACAACCAUGCAUCAAUUAUCCGCAAGGCAGUUCUGGCCUCUAUGGACGAAGCAGAAGUGAGUUGUUUAUUCCCUUCCCAGGCCAAUGGCCUAUCAAGAGAAUUGGGGAUAUGGGCUGUUAGCUACUGGGUGUUCUUCUUGGGUCUGUACAUACCAGCAGAGGACUUAAAAACCAUUGUCAAAUAUCUCAGAUUGAUUUCUUGUUUGUUUCGGAGGGCACCCAAAAUGUGACUUGCCAAUCCAUGUCAGGCUUUUAGGGUGCGGGUCUAAAUGAUUCCUAGAGCAAGUGUGAAGGAUGCAGCCAUUGGGCCCAUGAGUCUCUAAAGAUCCCUAAGGCAUGACAAGGAUGGCUGAGCAGGUACUAGUCCAUGUGCCCUACUGGGGGUGCAGUUGGAUCAGAGAACAUGGCCAUGACUUGUACAGCAACGCAGGGACUUGUAGUGAGAAGUAAAUGAAGAAGUUUGUGUCAGUUGGUACAGUGGGGGAGCAGAAGUAUCAAGUUGGUGGCAUUGUGGAAAGAAGGUUGGGCGGAAUAGUCUAUCCCUUCAAUUGGUCAAGAGCCACAGGUUUCCAAGAGUGCACCAUCAUAUGUGCACAACCACAGCAUGUAUGUAUGCGUCUGCAUGUGGGUCUCCCUUGGUAACUGUCCUUACACUUUGAGUAGGUAGCCCAUCUUCACUACAAACGUCUGUUGGGUAUUUGGCAUUUUCAUUUGUGGAUGCCAUGGGAACUAGUUUUUACCUUGGUGAUAUCUCUAGCUCUCCCAUCCCUUUGGGAAGUGCAGUUUCCAGUGUUUUGCUGGGACAAAGGGAUAAUUGCAGUGCAGAUACACCAAAUGUUCGAGUGCAACAGUGUUUACAGAUAAAUUAAACAGUAAAAAAAUGAAGGUCCCAAAAUGCAUGUUUGGGCUGAAGGGGUUUUUUGGCUCCCAAAAGUUUGAAGACAGACUGCUAGUUAACUAAACUGAAGACUGUGAAGGGGCGGUUGUGAGUGAAGGUGGCUUAAUACAGCUUUUUUCUUUAUUUUUCCUCUCCAGACUCACACACCAGAUAUUGGGGGCCAGGGUACAACCUCAGCAGCUGUUCAGUCCAUCCUGCAACAGAUCAAAAAAUCUAACCCAAACCUGGCAAUGGUGAGUUGGGUAGGAAGGUGACAGGUUUGCAGCUCUCAAGGGGGGGGGGGGGGGGAGGGUUGAAGUGGAAGGUGAGGAAGGGAAGUUAUAAGAUUUUGAUGAAGUGCAGACCAAUGUCGUCAUACCAAUGUUUUUGUAUGAUUGUACUUGCUUGUCCUUACUGAGCAGCUUCUGCCUUUAGGGAUUGGAUGUAAGGCAGGAGAAGGAAGGGCAGGGGCUUAGGGGGCACUGGUAACAGCAGAAUUUAGGGGCUGCGUGGACACAAAGGAUCCUCCUGCAACUGAAGCCGAGCAGUUUUAAACUUCACUUGUCCUUGCCUUAGGCUUUGCCUCUUUACAAAAUGGGAAUUUUAGUGAUUAACCAGUGUGAGGUUGGGCAGAAUGAAAUAUAAGUAGUUCUAAGUCUGUGUAGCCAAGAGCUUGUGUAGCCAUUCAAUUCUUUUUACCUUUGCCUGUUAUUGUUUUUUAGUGACAUUCUGAAGCCAAGGAACCAGGCUCAAUAGCUGUUUGAGCUGCAACUGAAACAAAUACCCCUCAUGUCUGCCUGAAGGAGGCUGGAGCAACUGCUGCCUGUGACUAGAACAGACUGUUCCAUUGUGAACUAGCCAAGCACAAACUCCCAUCUUCUGUAUAUAGUGUGUAAGAUGGCAAUUCAUACCCACCUCAUGAAAGGGAAAUAAAUGGAAAUGUGAGGCCUAUCA